CGAACGGGAUGGUUUGUGAUCCCUGUCCCGGUGUCCCGGCCGGUUUGCGUUAGCGUCCCGGUCAAACUUGAACAACACCGACAUCCCGGCCAUUGAUCAAGGAUCAUCUAAAGUGCUCGAAACACAAGACCAGCGCAAGUGCCAUUCUCUCGUCCCAAACUCUUCUACCAUCGUUUUUGAAAAAUGCUGAACCCGCAAAACAUGAACUUUCCAUUACUGUAAAGAAGCUAUUUGCAUUCCAUGCAGCAAUGUCAGCUAUAAUUUUUAAAACACCUGAUUGCUUCUCUAAAUUAAUAUCGAAGCUGUUUGAGCUCAAAUUCGGGUCUGUGCAUACCAAGUGCCAACCGAUUAUCGCGGGAGUGAUAGCACUGAUAGAAAGAGAUCACAAGGAAAGAGUUUUUUGAGCAUUUCAACAGAUACAUCAAACAGACAUUGUGCUAAAUUGGCACCGAUAGUUGUUAAGUACUUUGUACCUAAGAAAGGCAUAUCUACUCUAUUUCGUCUAUUCCAGGCUCAAGGAAGGUUAACCUAAAAGGCAUUGGUUGCAGCGCACACAUCGUUUACAAUACAAUCCAACAUGGAGUUGAUGGUUCCUGCCGAAAUAGAGACUAUCAUAAAAAUAUAUAAAUAUUUUUGUAUACUGUACCUACGCGUUACAAACGAGUUUUAUGAGACAGCUGACAUCGAGUACAAAAAAUUAGUGAGACAUGGAAAUACAAGAUUUCGGUCAUUAUUACCAGUUGUGGAAAGAAUCCUGCAGCUGUACGAAGGCCUAAAAUCCUAUUUUCUUGCUGAAGUAAACUGUCCUCUAGUAUUACGACAGUUCUUCACAACAGAAAUUGGAGCACUUUUUGGUUUGUGCUGGGACAGUUAAAUGUAUUCAACAAAACCAUUGAGUCUAGGGAAAAGACUAACUCAACUGCGACAGAUGUAGGUUUUUCUCAGAACAAAUUGCAAGUCAUGAAAACUGAACAUGCAGGCCCUACAGAACAACAAAAUGCAACCACUGAAGAAGCAACAGUAAAGAAUUCUACAUAUGAAUGUAAAAUUUGUUUUAAGCAAUUUAACCACACAGGUUCUUUGAAACGACAUAUAAAAACGCACUCUAGCGAAAAGCCUUACAAGUGUGACAUUUGUUUGAGGCAGUUUUCUCAGAAAUGGCAUUUAAAAACACAUUCGAGAGUGCACACUGGAGAAAAGCCUUACAAGUGUGAGGUUUGUUUUAAACAGUUUACUCAUAAAAGUUCUUUGGAUGAGCAUACGAAAAUUCACACUGGAGAAAAUCAUUACAAGUGUGAAAUUUGUUUUAAACAGUUUUCUCAAAAAACAAAUUUGAACACUCAUUUAAGGGUACACACUGGUGAAAAGCCUUACAAGUGUGACAUUUGUUUGAAGCAGUUUUCUCGGAGAAUGCAUUUGAAGACACAUUCGAGCGUGCACACUGGAGAAAAGCCUUAUGAUUGUGAAAUUUGUUUUCAACAGUUUACUCUUGCACAAGAUUUGAAAAUUCAUUUGAAAGUGCACACUGGGGAAUCCCCUUACAAGUGUGAAAUUUGUUUCAAGCAGUUUAUUCGAGCAGGUUUUUCUCAGAACAAAUUGAAAGUCAUGAAAACUGAACAUGCAAGCUCUACAGAACAACAAAAUGCAACCACUGAAGAAGCAACAGUAAAUAAUGCUACAUCCUUGAAACGACAUAUAAAAACGCACUCUAGCGAAAAGCCAUACAAGUGUGACAUUUGUUUGAAGCAGUUUUCUCGGAAACAUAAUUUGAAAACACAUUCGAGAGUGCACAAUGGAGAAAAGCCUUAUGGGUGUGACAUUUGUUUUAAGCAGUUUAUUCAAUCACACGAUUUGAAAAGACAUUUGCGAGUGCACACUGGAGAAAAGCCUUACCAGUGUGAAAUUUGUUUUAAGCAGUUCAAUCAGAAAAGUUCUUUGGGUGAACAUAUGAAAGUUCACACUGGAGAAAAGCCUUAUAACUGUGAAAUUUGUUUUAAGAAGUUUACUUUAGCAGGUCGUUUGAAAAGACAUUUGAGAUCGCACACUGGAGAAAAGCCUUACAAGUGUGACAUUUGUUUUAAGCAGUUUAGUGAUAAAAGAAAUUUAAACACACAUUUAAGAUUGCACAGUGGAGAAAAUCCUUACAAGUGUGAAGUUUGUUUUAAACAGUUUACUCAUAAAAUUUCUUUGGAUGAACAUACGAAAGGUCACACUGGAGAAAAGCCUUACAAGUGUGAAAUCUGUUUUAAGCAGUUUACUCGAACAAGUCUUUUGAAAAGACAUUUGAGAGUGCACACUGGAGAAAAGCCUUACACGUGUGAGAUUUGUUUGAAGCAGUUUACUCGAGCAAGUGAUUUGAAAAGACAUUUGACAAUACACACUGGAGAAACGCUUUACAAGUGUGAAAUUUGUUUAAAGCAGCUUUCUCGAGCAAGUCAUUUGCAAGUUCAUUUGAGAGUGCACACUGGAGAAAAGCCUUACCAGUGUGAAAUUUGUUUUAAGCAGUUUAGUGAUAAAAGAAAUUUAAAAACUCAUUUAAGAUUGCACACUGGAGAAAAUCCUUAUAAAUGUGAAAUUUGUUUUAAGCAGUUUACCAGAACAAGUACUUUGAAAAUACAUUUGAGAUCGCACACUGGAGAAACGCCUUACAAGUGUGAAAUUUGUUUUAAGCAAUUUACACAAAGAGGUAGUUUGAAGACUCACUUAGGAAAACACUCUGCAUAAAAUCCCAGUU
This is a messenger RNA of Diabrotica virgifera virgifera (western corn rootworm), 2734 nucleotides long. RefSeq names its product zinc finger protein 227-like. Gene Ontology annotation, molecular function: RNA polymerase II cis-regulatory region sequence-specific DNA binding; DNA-binding transcription activator activity, RNA polymerase II-specific. Gene Ontology annotation, biological process: regulation of transcription by RNA polymerase II. The record is from RefSeq and is a predicted model, not a curated record. Gene Ontology annotation, cellular component: nucleus. Lineage: Eukaryota; Metazoa; Arthropoda; Insecta; Coleoptera; Chrysomelidae. The coding region runs from base 961 to 2724 and encodes 587 amino acids. The transcript is spliced from 3 exons.